UGUCUUUUGCAAAGUAAGAAGCAUCUGAAAAACAAAAAUGGUUUGGAGUCGUCCCGACCAACCUCCAAUUCCUACCAUUUACCACACAUUCCGCGCAAAGGACGUAGACAGCGAUCAGCUGGUCACGUACCGGGUGCAGGACUUCACCGAAGAUCGUCACGCCGAUGUCAUUCAACACUACAAGGAAAAUUUUGUAGACGAUGAGCCACUCGCGGCAAGCCGCAAAAUUUCCAGCAGUGCGGUUGCAAUGGCUGAGAUUGUGGCCUUCUGGAGCUGGUGCCUUCAGCAACGGAUGACCGUCGUGUGCUACAAGGAAGGUUCCGACGAGAUCGUCGGUGUAAACUUGCUGCACGUCGCCACCCCUGGGAAGCAUAAGCAGUGGAAGCUCGAGAGUGAAGAUCUGUGGAACACCUUCGAGGCGCACAUCUACGUGGGUCAGCAGUUCAACGUGUUUGAGCGGUUUGGUGUCGACAGAUACCUGACAGCGUACGGAUUGGCUGUGAAUCGUCGGUAUCGGGGUCGAGGAAUCGCUACCGAAUUGCUGAAGGCAAGGAUUCCGAUGUGCAAGGCAUUCGAGAUUGAGCUGACGGCGACGAACUUCACGGCCGUUGGGUCGCAACUAGCGGCUGCAAAAGCCGGGUUCAAAACGGACUUUGAAAUUAUGUAUGACGAUUUCGCCAAGAUGGGACCGAAAUAUGUUUUUCCGGGGAUCCAAACGAAGAGUUUGAAGUUGAUGAGCUUGAAAAUCGAGUAAAAGAUCUUUCGUGCAAUAAAUUUCUUUCAAGUCUUCCA
This is a messenger RNA of Culex quinquefasciatus (southern house mosquito), 792 nucleotides long. RefSeq lists its product as uncharacterized. Gene Ontology annotation, molecular function: N-acetyltransferase activity. Lineage: Eukaryota; Metazoa; Arthropoda; Insecta; Diptera; Culicidae. The record is from RefSeq and is a predicted model, not a curated record. Bases 38 to 754 code for a protein of 238 amino acids. The transcript has 3 exons.